Molecule: messenger RNA, 1788 nt
Organism: Colletotrichum karsti
Lineage: Eukaryota; Fungi; Ascomycota; Sordariomycetes; Glomerellales; Glomerellaceae
Exons: 4
Coding region: 1-1788 (595 amino acids)
Source: RefSeq, a predicted model, not a curated record
AUGGACGCCAUGUUGCAACUUCUUGACCCGGAGGACCAUCUGUUCGAACCCGAAAUGCCCAGCAUCGUCGACGUCAUCGGCCUCCCAGAGGAGUUCGGGGAUUACCUUCAGCGCAGAGAUUGGAAGAAGCACGACUGUGGAAGCUGCAACAAGGUCGGGUUUCUUGACCGCGUCGAAAGCAUGGAUCCUCUGGCGCAGAUGUUCGCCGGGCUGAGAAUCCAUGAGGAGUAUGUCGACUAUUACGGAUACGGGCUCAGAGGCGGCGGUGGAGGUCAUCCCGACGUCGGCAAAUGCCCCUCCAAGACCAGCUUCAGCAACGAUCAUGGCGAGGAUCUCCUCCGGCAUGAGGGAUUGGGGCAUGGACAAGCUGUUCGCAACGUUGCAGAACCUGAUGAAAAGCAGUCAUUGGCCAUGCGCCAUUCUGUGUUGACUACAGACUGCAUUGUCCCAGUUGAAAACAACGAGGAGCUGGAGGUCAAAGUCAAACCGAGGGCACCCCCAAGACAUAGCCCACCCCCUCUUCCCAAGUUCAAGCCCGAGUGUGAACCUUCAGGUAUCGAGUUGGCCAAGUCUCCUCCGUCGGACGGCGAAGUCCCCAACGCUACAUUUGAUGUGAAGAAGCGUCCACCAGUCCUUUGCGACGCCGACCUUGAGGACAACGGAGACGAGGAAUCGCGUGGAGUUGACGACCUUUCCAAGCUGCCAAAACCUCUCCAAGUCCCCAGCGGCACUCCCGAGGUUGCCCCUAGGAAGGUUCGGCAGUCAAUCUCCACGUGCAAGUUCGCUUGCCCCUAUCUGAAGUUCGAUCCCAAGACCUAUGGACAGCGUCCGAGUUGCCGCGGGCCUUCUUUUCCUUCUACACACAGGGUGAAGGAGCAUCUGUAUCGAGUUCAUGGACAAAAGCCGAACUGCGAUCGAUGCCGGAAGAUUUUCUCCACGGAAGAAGACGUCAAGAAGCAUCGCAGAUCAAAAGAUGCCUGCGAGCUUGCGGAGGGCGUCGUGAUUGAGGGCUUUGAUGCAUCCCAAAAGGAAAAGUUGCAAAGCAAAAAGCGGACGAGAUCCAAGUCGGAGGAAGAAAAAUGGCAGGAUAUUUUCCAGAUUCUCUUCCCCGAUUGCAGAGAAGUUCCAGAUCCGUUCUACAACCCGUAUUUCGACGCCGGUCUGGGUGAUUCGGCCCUGGCUCCCCGGGAUAUUGAAAAGAUCUUCACCGACGAUUUUCGGGAACAGAUAUGUGAUGGCAUUGAGAAGGCCAUAGGAACUCAUCUUAGCAGGACGAAACGAAGAAAUGUCACAGACGCCGUCAUGGAAGCCCUGCGACAGGGUCAAACGACGGCCAAGGAUGAUUCAAGCAAGGUGGCGGUUGAGAUCCCUGAGGGCGAACAGGACGUGUCUCCUGAGAGUUCGGAUCCAGAUUCAGGGUUCUCUGAGCCCCUCAGAUCUGGCCACAAAGCACGAACAACAAAAUCUGCGGGGGUACUGUCCGAGGAGAAUGACCAGAAACGUACACGCCAAAUUUUGAACGAGCCCGCGAGGCCCACGCGGCUCGUCGAAGAAAAGGUCAAAGGGCCGUCACUAGAACCGCGAGAAUUCAAGUUAGGUGAGGAGCUGAACCUCGGAUGGUUCGUCGGCUGGACCGGAAGUAUUGAGGACGGGAUGGAUUACGACUGGUUUCGCGACGUUGAGAACUCUGGGUUCCAAAUGCCUGUGAUUGAUUUGAUCGGCGAGGAGUAUGAAGGUCUGCUGCCUUCGAGCGACGUGGGUGGAUCGUUUCCAGGUGUCAAUUGGUAG